CAGUGUCCAUUUUUCAUACAACAUGGCUUCAGAAAUUGAUACGAAAGAGGAAGAAAGAGUUGAGGAGGAGGAAGAUGAACAAAUAGAUGAUGGCGCCACUGUGCCUCCAGAAGCCCUCAUAAAGCAUCCUCUACAAAACAGAUGGGCAUUGUGGUUCUUCAAAAAUGACCGCACCAAAGAGUGGACGGCAAACCUUAAACUUAUCACAGCCUUUGACACAGUAGAAGAUUUUUGGGCGUUAUAUAACCAUGUACAGAAAGCAAGCAGAUUACCUUCAGGCUGUGACUACUCACUCUUCAAGGAUGGAAUUCAACCUAUGUGGGAAGACGACAGGAAUAAAGACGGAGGACGGUGGUUAAUUAAUCUUAACAAAAAUCAGAGACAGACAGAUCUGGAUAACUUCUGGUUAGAAACGUUACUUUGUUUAAUUGGUGAGUCGUUUGAGGAGUAUAGCGAGGACAUCUGUGGUGCUGUAGUCAAUAUCAGAAACAAGGGAGAUAAACUCAGUCUCUGGACAAGAGAGGCCAGGAGAAAUGAUGCCAUAUUAAAAAUAGGAAGAAAAUUAAAAGAAAGAUUAAGUAUACCAUCCAAAAUACAAAUAGGUUUCCAGGCACAUACAGACACCAUGACAAAAACAGGUUCCACAGCAAAAGAUCGUUUCCGUGUUUAACACAGGCUGAAACUUUAAUUAGUCAAAAAACAUUUAUCUCACCCCUCCCUGAUGCAUUACAGACUUCCUUCAUGGUUGUGCAACUGCUUGGACAAUUAUUACAGGCUGUUUAAAGUGUACACUACCGCAGAACACCAACAGAUGACUCUAUAUUUUAGAUUAUACCAUAGAAGUGCCUAUGAUAUGUUAGCCUGAUGUGCAUCAGGCAGGUUCAUGAAUGCCUGCGUUUACAGAGUGCUCUUGUUAAAUGCCUGAAUUUGCAUUCACCUCAUGUGAAGAUACAUGUAAACAUGGAUACUUUUUUUCUGAAUUAUAAGACUAUGUCAAUGAAGUGCUAGGUUUCUGUGUUGAUUAUUUGUGUUGAAACCUUUUUUAAUUAUUCCCUGUGGCUCUCUUAUGUCAUGUGGUACAGAGUGAUUGCAUUUAAUUAUUUAUUUGUUUAUUUUUGUAUGUUAAACAGAGCAGUUCCAUAAUCCCUUUGUCAUUGAUACAGAAGAGGGGAAGGAGAGAUAACUCUUGUUUUUUGUGGGUUUCAUUGGUGUGUGUGUUUCAAGCAUGUCCCACAUAUUUGUUAAGGAUUAUGCUGAAGUAGGAACUCAUAUAAAAAAUAAGAUGUAAACCCAUCAUUUAUUUAGAAGAUUAAUUUUUUCCUACCUUUUCUGCAGAAAUAGCAUUUGUUGUUUCACAUAUUACAUGUAGAAAUGAUAUUUUUUAUAAAGGAUUGUAUUUGAGAGUUUUGGCUUCGAUAUUUUGAACUCAGUUUAACCUUCAUAUUUCUGACCUGCAUUAAUUUGUAUUCAACUGUUGAUUGUAUAAAAUGUACACUUGAACAUGGACUCUGGUGUAAAACAUUGUGAUCUGUUCCAUGUAUAAUCCUAUGUGUUUACGACUAUGUAUUCCCCAGCAUGUUUUGUCCUGUAGUUGCUAUGUGUAUUAAAGGAUGAAUGAAAGGCUACAUGUGGAAUUUUUAUAAGGGAUGACUGGUGGUUGAAGGAUGGUGUUGUAUGCUUCACAGAUAUAAUACUGCUUAGUUAACUCACUUGGCUCCAAAAAAAUUUCUUUGAUACAUUUUGUUUUUUUUCUUGAUGUAAGCUCAUGAAUAAAUUCCCUUUUUCAUGCCCUUUUGAAUCACUUUAUUAUGAGCAAACAAACGGAAAGUUUUCACGUUUUUUUUUCUUUGCUCCCUGUUUGAUAAAUUGUGUAUCAACAGUUAGUUGAUGAACAUGGAAAAAUUGAAGUGCAUUUUUUUUCUUGAUCCAUUGUUAGUAUGGUAGUGUGUUAUUGUUGAUAUGAUUUAAUUGAAGAUAUUGAUACAUAAACCAUGAAAAAAUAAAUACAGAGAAAAUAUA
Molecule: messenger RNA, 2019 nt
Organism: Saccostrea echinata
Lineage: Eukaryota; Metazoa; Mollusca; Bivalvia; Ostreida; Ostreidae
Product: eukaryotic translation initiation factor 4E-like
Exons: 7
Coding region: 23-670 (215 amino acids)
Biological process (GO): translational initiation
Cellular component (GO): eukaryotic translation initiation factor 4F complex; cytoplasm
Molecular function (GO): RNA 7-methylguanosine cap binding; translation initiation factor activity
Source: RefSeq, a predicted model, not a curated record